Oncorhynchus nerka (sockeye salmon) is the source of this 4374-nucleotide messenger RNA. RefSeq names its product ras association domain-containing protein 5-like. The transcript is spliced from 6 exons. The coding region runs from base 150 to 1946 and encodes 598 amino acids. The record is from RefSeq and is a predicted model, not a curated record. Gene Ontology annotation, biological process: signal transduction. Gene Ontology annotation, cellular component: nucleus. NCBI's taxonomy places the organism in Eukaryota, Metazoa, Chordata, Actinopteri, Salmoniformes, Salmonidae.
UAGUAGUAGUUUAAUCUCUGGUUAGUCUACACUGUCAUGUAAAAUCACUGAAAAAUCCCUGGAUUAAGCACACUGCCGCUUUAAGAGUGCUCGUCCCCCUGUGGCAUUUAAACGCUUUCAGAAUCGUCGUUGCAGAUGUGUCACACUUCAUGCCUGGCUCGUGCUUCAAUUUAGUUUACAUUCACCGCACACGCACCGAUACACACACGUUAUUAGGGCAUUGUAUUAGGAGCAGGGCAAUGGCUUCAGUGAGUGUGGUAGGACCAAGACAGCAUCGUCCUAGCCCAGACCAGGAGUUUUUCUUUAAGGAAAUAACGGCCACCGGGAAGAAGAAAAUAACGUUACCGAGGAAAUACUCCCUGGAGAAUAUGGUGACCAGGAAGAUAUCGGUGAAGCGGGAGUGCGGUUCGGUGUCGGUCUUAUCAGCAGUCACAGCAACCCCGCUAAACUCGUCCCUGACCCCGGCACACCAAAGAGCAGCAGCCGAGGUAGGAGGGGGGAAUCCCGGGGUGAGAAGUGGGGCUCAGCCGGAGCUGGUGCCACGUAGCUUCGACAAAGAACGCGACAGCAGCAGGCCUGAUUGUGGGCACACGGAGAGAGACACGACGGCGGCGAGGGAGGACACUGGUCAAAGCGGACGGAGGGCAAGCGGCAAUGACUAUGCCGAUGACGGAGGGAGUUCACUGAAGACCGUCACAAAUGUUCGGUCAAGCACAUCGGCCAACGAACAGAUAGCAGAUGCCAAGUGUGACAGAUCAAGCGCGCCCACAAACGGACACACUGGCGCACACUCACAUCGGGACCGGCCAGUCAGGAUGCGCGCAUCACACAGCCUCCCUGGUGAGACCACCGGGCCGGGUACCAAAGGGGACACCGGGGGGCCACCGAUGGAGCGGUUGACACAGGGAAGGACAGGGGUCGUUAAACUCGCGCGCACAGAACCACACCGGAAGGAGGCCUGGUCAAUAUUUGCCUCCCAGGAGCAGGAGGACCCGCGUGUGCGUGCGGAGACAGGGGAGGGCCACCUGUUCUGGACCAGAACAGUUACUCAGGACUGGUGCGACGUUUGUAACCAGCCAAUCAACGCCCAGCAGGCGCUCAAGUGUAAAAACUGCAGCUACACCUGUCACCUGGAGUGUGAGGGGCGGGUCCAGCUGGACUGCAACCAGAGAGACAGCAACCCACAGGAAACUCCAUCUCCCAGAAGACACUGCUCCACGCCUCCUCAGUACAAGAAUGAGGUCAAAGAGGAACAGGAGGGAGGACCCAAGGCUCUGUCAGAGAAAGAGGUGCGUGCCAGGAUAGAGGACUACAACUCUAACGUCUCAGAGAAUGGCAUGAAACUGGCUGCUGAUGGUUUGUACACUGGCUUCAUUAAGGUCCACCUCAGGCUGAGUCGGCCAGUCACGGUGCUUGCUGUGGAGGGUGCGGGAUUAGAGGAACUGUCAGGCAAGCCAGACAGACGCGGUCGACCAAUGACAGUGUCAGAGGGCCAGGAGGGAGAGGGAGCGGGGUUGAGUGACAAGCGGACGUCGUUCUACCUUCCCAGUGACUGUGUGAAGCAACUCCACAUCAGUAGUACUACCACAGUCAGGGAGGUCAUACAGGGCCUGCUGAAGAAGUUUAUGGUGCUGGAUAACCCACGCAAGUUUGCCCUGUACAGACAGACACACCGCGAUGGACAGGAUCUGUUCCAGAAACUUCCUCUGGUGGAGUGUCCUCUCUGUCUGAGACUGGUGGCAGGGCCAGACCCUGAGCUGCUCAGCUUUGUCCUCAAGGAGAAUGAGACCGGAGAGGUGGAGUGGCAUGCGUUUUCAGUUCCUGAGCUGCAGAACUUCCUGGUGAUUCUGGAGAAGGAGGAGACUGAGCGUGUGCGAUUGGUGGAGCAGAGAUUCACAGCUUACCGACAGAGAUUGCAGAAGGCACUAUGCGAGCAUCAGCCCUGAUCCCUCACCCUUGAUCCCUCAUCCCUAAUCUCUCACCCUGACCCUUCAACCCUCACCCUUCUGUUGACCCAGGGAGAGACAGGAGACCACUGAAGCUCACAGACUACUAUUCUCCCCUCAUUACACGGUCAGCCCCCUCCAUCCCUCCUCCUCACCCCCCUUGAGAAGAGAGGAGGGCUUGAGAAAGCAUGGAAAGGGAAAAGGGGACUGAUUAAAGGGUGAGUGGGCAGGAUUCUGGAACAUAAUCAGUGUUUCCCUGGGAGGUGAAAGACACGAUGAACUGACGGACCCUCUGGGCUCAGAUAUCUCAUUUUGGUCUGACAAUGUGACCUGAUGGGCCUCCUAAUGUUACAUUGAAUCUCAGUUUGGUCUGAUUAUGUUUUUAAGAUUAUACUGCUGCUGCUGCUACUGCAAGUGUUACUUAUUUACUUACUUAUGUAUUUACUAAGGCAUGAGUCUCACCCUGCUCUAUCUGCCCCAGCGCCCCUGCAUAAAGAUUCAGAUGGACUAGAACAGACAUUACCAUUCAAAACAACGCUCCAUGGUGGAUGGAUCAUUGGGAAUGUUCCAUUACUUGAUGUUUACGAUAUCAACUCUCAGGUUGUCCCUGCAUGCCUUCUGUCAAGGGUCGAUGGUAGGUUAGAAGGGUAGGAGGCGGGUGGGUAUGCUUGGGUUGGGAAGUAGGGUUGAGAUGCUGGGGUAAAGCUAUGUUCGUCUUCAUCUUCAGACUCCUCUCAUAUCAGUCCCAGGGAUGUACACCAGUGUUUCUCAUAGAACUGCUCUGCUGAGCUAAGGAGGCAACAGAAGAAGACCUGAGCUCUCUAUCCUAAUUUAUUUAUCCAGCACUGAAAUAACCCCUCUAUCUCAGGCGGCUAACUUUCACUUAAUCCUGCAUCUCCAUCUACCUUGGGUAACCAUGCUAGUGUGGGAGGUGUUGUGCAGAUAGAUGUGUAUAUCAUAAAUAGAUGCUAUUCCCAUAGACACUAGUCUCUUCAGAUAGCCAUUGAGUACCCUGACUACAUUCACAUAAACAGAGACAUAUGUCUUCUGUACCUGUUAUUCAUUCACCCAUCCUACAGAAGCUAUGUCUUCUGUACCUGUUAUUCAUUCACCCAUCCUACAGAAGCUAUGUCUUCUGUACCUGUUAUUCAUUCACCCAUCCUACAGAAGCUAUGUCUUCUGUACCUGUUAUUCAUUCAUCCAUCCUACAGAAGCUAUGUCUUCUGUACCUGUUAUUCAUUCAUCCAUCCUACAGAAGCAUACCGUAUGUAAACAAUCAGUAGAUUCCUUCAUUGCAUGAAUCGUCUGCUGGAGUUUAAAGCAUUUUCAAACAGUUGAUGUUUUGACUCUUCAUAUACUCUUCACCCUUCCCUCAUCAAUAACCUCUGACCUUUAUCUCCUGAACCCUAACCUGGAAGUGUACAUUUCUCCUGAUGGAAGACUGCUUUGCUGCUGUUCCCAGUGUUUGUGGAGAAGAUAUGCAGCUGUAGCUACUGUUGUUAGAGGCCUGUUAGAGCCAGCCACUCUGUGCUGCUGUGAUGGGCCCCUGAAGCCCUGCUACUGAGCCGACUGUUACAGGACCGAGUGAAUGAGGAACUGAUGCUCAAACACUGAUUAAGGGUCAAAAUGUCAUCUGCCAGUAGUUGUUCUUGGUCAGUUCAUGUAGUUAGGAAAAACUCCUGUUCCUAUAGUUCAUUGAGCUGAGAAACCCCAUUCUGGUGAUCACACCAAAGUUAAGAGGGACAGGGGCCGUGGGAUAUGCCUGACUGAAAAGAUGACGUAUUGUAGGAAAAAACUUUUUUGCACACUAAUUCUGGCCACAGAUUGGUCUGCCAGUCUGUAUAGUAUCCUAGAGAAGGAGCAUGAAAUUAGUGAUUUUUUCAUUCAUUUUUUAAGGGAAAUUGAUCAUACAAUUAAUGUUUAUCUGAGUGUGAUGCAUAUGUAUAUAUGUAAACAUUGGAGGACAAAUUAUUAUUAUUGAUUAUAACUAUUGUUAGUUGAAUUGGUGUGUGCGUCUGGGCUGAAGAUGAAGGUAUAAAUGUUAUAUGAUAGUUCAUAUCUAUGUAUUCCAGUCAGUCUCUCUCAUCGUCCAAAAGCACAUGCCUUCCUGAUGCUGAGUCCCUUCAUCAAGCCUGUUCUAUUCCUGCCCUCACAGGGCUUAUAGAAGCCACACAAACAGAUCUGAGACCAGACUACAUGUCAACGAUGGAAACCAUAAGAUUGUGUGUGUGUGUGUCUUUGUGUGCUUACAUCUGCGUGUGUGUUAUUUAUUUUAUGGUUCACCCCCUUUCGGCUUGGUGUUAAGUGUCAGAGGAUGUGGGCAAUCAAUGCUUUCCAAUAAUCUCUUAGUUUGGUUUAUCUGAAGAAUCAGAUGUGUAUAUAGAUAUCUGUAAAGAAAAUGAAGAAUUAAAUAAAUGUCAUCCUUUAA